GCGCGAUGGCGGCGGCUGCUGUGUCCGAGCCCUGGCCGGAGCUGGAGCUUGCGGAGCGUGAGCGGCGGCGCGAGCUGCUGCUGACGGGCCCGGGGCUGGAGGAGCGGGUGCGGGCGGCGGGCGGGCGGCUGCCUCCACGGCUCUUCACGCUGCCGCUGCUGCACUACCUGGAGGUGAGCGGCUGUGGCAGCCUGCGCGCGCCGGGGCCGGGCCUGGCGCAGGGCCUGCCGCAGCUGCACAGCCUCGUGCUGCGGCGCAACGCGCUGGGGCCCGGCCUGAGCCCUGAGCUGGGCCCGCUGCUAGCGCUGCGCGUGCUCGACCUGUCGGGCAACGCGCUGGAGGCGCUGCCGCCGGGCCAGGGCCUGGGCCCCGCGGAGCCGCCGGGGCUGCCACAGCUGCAGAGCCUCAACCUCAGCGGCAACCGGCUGCGCGAGCUGCCCGCCGACCUGGCGCGCUGCGCCCCGCGCCUGCAGAGCCUCAACCUCACCGGCAACUGCCUGGACGCCUUCCCCGCCGCGCUCUUCAGCCCAGGCGCGCUGCCCCUGCUCAGCGAGUUGGCGGCCGCAGACAACUGCCUGCGAGAGCUCAGCCCCGACAUCGCGCACCUGGCCUCGCUCAAGACCCUGGAUCUCUCCAACAACCAGCUAAGCGAGAUCCCUGCUGAGCUGGCCGACUGCCCCAAGCUCAAGGAGGUCAACUUCCGAGGAAACAAGCUUCGAGACAAGCGCCUGGAGAAGAUGGUCAGCGGCUGCCAGACUAAGUCCAUCCUGGAGUACCUGCGUGUUGGCGGCCGGGGCUGCGGCCGGGGCAAGGGCAGGGCAGAGGGUGCUGAGAAGGAAGACGGCGGGAAGAAGAGGAGGGAGCGGAAGCAGAGGCGGGAGAGUGGCGAGGGGGAGGAGGAGGUCACCGAUGCCGCCAGGCUGCUGCUCAGGGUCCUCCAUGUCUCUGAAAACCCCUCGCCCCUGACGGUCAGAGUGAGCCCCGAGGUCAGGGACGUGCGGCCAUACAUCGUGGGGGCUGUCGUGCGGGGCAUGGACCUACGGCCCGGAAAUGCACUCAAGCGCUUCCUGACCUCCCAGACCAGACUCCAUGAAGACCUCUGUGGGAAGAGGACGGCAGCCACCAUUGCCACCCAUGACCUGCGUGCCCUGCGGGGACCCUUGCUGUAUGCCACUCGGCCACCCCAGGACCUCAAGAUUGUCCCCUUGGGGCGGAAGGAAGCCAAGGCCAAGGAGCUGGUGCGGCAGCUGCAGCUGGAGGCUGAGGAGCAGCGGAAGCAGAAGAAGAGGCAGAGCGUCUCGGGGCUGCACCGGUACCUUCACUUACUGGACGGGAAGGAGAAUUACCCUUGUCUCAUGGACGCAGACGGAGAUGUGAUUUCUUUCCCACCAAUAACGAACAGUGAGAAGACAAAGAUUAAGAAGACGACUAGUGAUCUGUUCUUGGAAGUGACCAGUGCCACUAGUCUGCAGAUUUGCAAAGAUGUCAUGGACACCCUCAUUCUGAAAAUGGCAGAAAUGAACAAAUACACUUCAGAAAAUAAAGAGGAAGGAUCACUCUCGGAUACGGAAGCUGAUGGAAUUUCUGGACAACUCUCAGAUCCUCAAGUGAAUCCUGGUGCUGGGAAGGAUGGACAGUCCCCCCUGGUGGUGGAGCAGGUCCGCGUGGUGGACCUGGAGGGGAGCUUAAAGGUGGUGUACCCGUCCAAGGCUGACCUGGCUGCAGCUCCUCCCCAUGUUACCGUCCUUCGCUGACAGGCCAAACUGGGCUCAGGCCAGCAGGCCAUCCGUCGCGUGCGCCUGGUUUUACGGGGUUUGUGAGUGACGCUAAGUUAUUCAGUAUGUUCCCACCUCCGUGUUGUUAGGUGUGUCUUUGUUUGCUUUAUCCAGUGAUUCUGUUGUAAAGUGAUGGCUGUGCUGUCUUCACAACACUAAACUGAUGUUGCAGGUUUUCAUGGAAUUGUUCAAAUACCAGAAGUAGCUACUCAGCAUGUUCCAAAUCAUGCAGGCCCACUGAGACCCUGGGAUUGGUGUGAGUAUGCCAAAGUCAGUUGGACAGCUGGUGAACAUGCGUUUAACUGAACUGCAGUUAUUUUUCUAUGAUGUAGUCUUUCUAAGUCAUUUUGGGCCAGUAGUGCCAGAAUGUCAUGUUUUCCAGCUUACAUGACUUUAAUCUUUUUAUUUAAAGGGAAAAAAAAAAGUUUUUUAAACACAAAUUUAGAACAAGCAGUGUUUUUUCUCAGUGUUGGCUGGUGGGGCGCCUGACGGCUGUGAGCUGUACGGGACCUUCAGGAUCAGCAGCCCCAGGUCUGUGGGCUCUGCACAGCUGGGACGGGAAAGGUGGGGUGAAUGGGGGCUGGUCAUCGUUGGCGCAGCAGCACCACAGCUAUGGACAGCUGUCAUACCUAGCCCUAGAGGAAUGUGGGGCGUGGGUGGGCAUAUAGGACAGCUCUGUUCAUGAGCUGUCAGUGGUCCCUGGCCUGCUAAAGGGCAUGGGCGGUGACCAGAGAAGGCAUCAUAAAGUUCUAGCGUCGGAUGAGUGGCUUCCCGUGUCGGGCCUUCAGGUGGGUUCCGUUGUGAAGGCUGUUUCGUGUGUGGGUUUAUUGCCUGGCACAUGCACACCCUCCCUGGAGCCAGAGUGCUUGGUCCAGAGGUCCUGUGGCCUCACUGCUCGGUUCUGGCUAAGGAGCAGCACCUGACACAUCAGCAUCUUAUUUCAUGAUACUUCUUUUGGUAGCCUUUGACAUAAGGGACAGUUUUUCUCUCACGGAGGAGACUGGUGAUUUUUUUGGAGGAUUUGUAGGAAACCCAAGGUCCCUCCAGGUGGGUUCCUAACAAAGGUGGGUGGCUCCAGAGCUUAGAGGCAUGAGCUGGCUGCCUACAGCUCCAGCCCAGCUGGCCAGUCCACCAGGCUCAGGCUAAUCCAGUGGCCAGGCUGGCUACAGUGGGCUUGCAGACCAUAGCUUUCCCUUGGGGCCUGUCCUCCCAAAGCCUGUGUCACACCUGUGUCAGUGGCCCUGCAUGUGGUCUCAUGAGUCGCUGUCAGGCCAUCAAGGCUGCUGGGGUGUGUUUAGCAAGGGUUCUGACCUGCUAGGAGGCCCAGGAGAGCUGCCUUGACUCCCCAGGCUGCUGAGGACGCAGCCGAGUACCAUGAGGUUUGGAGUGUUCAGAGGAAGUUUGUCCGACACCGUCCUUGCCUGGCCAUCUCUAAUAAAACAUUUCCUAA
Marmota flaviventris (yellow-bellied marmot) is the source of this 3225-nucleotide messenger RNA. RefSeq names its product leucine rich repeat containing 47 (gene Lrrc47). Gene Ontology annotation, biological process: phenylalanyl-tRNA aminoacylation. Gene Ontology annotation, molecular function: phenylalanine-tRNA ligase activity; RNA binding; protein binding. The record is from RefSeq and is a predicted model, not a curated record. NCBI's taxonomy places the organism in Eukaryota, Metazoa, Chordata, Mammalia, Rodentia, Sciuridae.